AUGCUGCCUAUUCUCCUCACCUUUGCCAUUUUCCUGCCCUGGGGUUUGUCCUUCCCAGUCAUUCCUCCAACUCUCCAGGAUGAUUUGAACUUCUUUGAGGAUUACUUCCAUCGAUUUUUCUUCACUACAGAGGAAUCCCAGAAGUAUUCUCUGGAAGAUCAAUUGCGCUUCUUGCAGCAUUUCUUCAGGCUGGAAGAAACUGGCUGGUUGGAUGAGCCAACGAAGGCUCUCAUAAGGCAGCCUCGAUGUGGGGUCCCAGAUAUUGCUGACUAUUCUUUUUUUCCUGGGUCACCUAAAAUUGAAAGAAAUCAUGUAACCUACAGUAUCUACAACUAUCCGGUGGGCAUGAAGUAUGAGAGAGUUGAAAAGAUCAUUUUGAAAGCAGUAAAAAUAUGGAGUAAUGUGACCCCCUUGAAAUUCCAAAGAGUGUAUACAGAAAGAUCCGACAUUGAGUUUGCUUUCCUGAGAGGAGGUCAUGGUGAUGGCUUCCCCUUUGAUGGAAAAGGAAACACCCUAGCACAUGCUUUUGCUCCAAAUCCUUACUACCAAGGAGUGGUCCACUUUGACAGAGAUGAAGAAUGGUCAUAUUCUCAUGAAGGAAUCAAUCUCUUCCUGGUGGCUGUUCAUGAGAUAGGCCAUGCCCUGGGCCUGGGACACUCUCAGGAUCCAAACUCCAUCAUGUUCCCCACUUAUCAAUACCAGGACCCAAAAUACUUCAGACUUGGUGAUGAUGAUAUAAAAGGAAUCCAGACCCUUUAUUAUUCAGGGAACAAAUCCCAGAGAGUAUCCUGAAGUUUUAGACUUGUUGAAGAUGGAUACAUUUCUACAGAAAAUUUUCCUGACCCAGGAACGAAAUCAGACAACAUUCCUUAUGUUUCCUUUGA
This is a messenger RNA of Gracilinanus agilis (Agile Gracile Mouse Opossum), 884 nucleotides long. RefSeq names its product matrix metallopeptidase 26 (gene MMP26). Gene Ontology annotation, cellular component: extracellular matrix. Lineage: Eukaryota; Metazoa; Chordata; Mammalia; Didelphimorphia; Didelphidae. Gene Ontology annotation, molecular function: zinc ion binding; metalloendopeptidase activity. The coding region runs from base 1 to 792 and encodes 263 amino acids. The record is from RefSeq and is a predicted model, not a curated record. Gene Ontology annotation, biological process: proteolysis; collagen catabolic process; extracellular matrix organization. The transcript has 6 exons.